CAGACUAAGAGAUGCUAAUGGUUACCAGUGGAGCAGUGGCAUUCGGAAAGCAAAGACUGAAUGCUGAAAUGAGGAUGUCUAUGUCUAUGAGAGAGACACUUUCACAAAAUAAAUCUCUAGUUCAAGGAGUCGUCAGACCAGAACCUCGAGCAGCUGCAGCCGUUGGACAAUCAGGACUGAUGGCACUUUAUGACGUCAUGUUUGCUCAGUAUGGAGUACAUAUAGCACAAGUCUUGGUCACAAAACCUGAUUUUUAUAACCCUGACAGCCGCACCAAUUUAAAAAGUACUGUUUUAGAGCUUCUUGCAUUGAACAUCAUUCCUAUUGUGAAUACGAACGAUACCGUUUCAAUUCCUGACGUUGAUUACUCACUUGGUGAUGCAAAGUAUGAUGAAAAAGGGCAAGUAAUAAAUGUUAAAGAUAAUGAUAGCUUAGCUGCUCAUUUAGCAGCUGAAAUGCACGCUGAUCUGCUGAUUUUGAUGUCCGAUGUAGAUGGUAUCUACACCAAUCCCCCCAGCCAAGAUGGUGCUCGAUUUUUAUACAGUUACUGCCCUUUCUUAGACGGAAAUAUCCAUUUCGGUCAGAAGUCCAGUGUAGGGACUGGAGGUAUGGAAUCAAAGGUUGCCGCUGGAAGCUGGGCAUUGGAACGUGGUAUUGCUGUUGUCAUCUGUAAUGGUACAGAUGAACAUGCAGUAAGUCAGAUAGUACAAGGUAAACGAAUCGGAACGUUUUUCACUGAUAAUAAAAACGUGACUGUUACUGUGGAAACGAAUGCUAUUAAUGCUCGAGAAGGUAGUCGAAAAUUGCUUAAACUUACUGGAGUCCAACGAGCUGAAAUAAUUUUAAGCUUAGCUGAACUUUUAGAGGCCCGUAAGGAACAGAUAUUAAAAGCAAACGCAAAUGAUAUUCGUGAAAGUAUUGCUUCAGGUCUUGCAGCACCUUUACUUUCCAGACUCAGUUUAACAUCGGAGAAAUUGGAUGAAUUAGCUGAUGGUUUAAGGCAAAUAGCUGAAACUACGCAUAAUGUUGUUGGCAAGCUGCUGAAAAAAACUAAAAUUGCAGAGGGCAUGGAACUUCAUCAGAUAACUGUUCCCAUUGGUGUACUUCUCGUUAUAUUUGAAAGCAGACCAGACUGCUUACCGCAAAUAGCAGCAUUAGCAAUCAGUUCGGCAAACGGAUUACUUCUAAAAGGAGGAAAAGAAGCAAGUCACACGAACUCUUAUAUAAUGAAAUUAGUAGAAGAAGCCUUAUCAAUCCACGGAGUGUCUGAAGCAAUUUCGUUGGUUGAAACACGUGACGAUGUUGGAGAACUUCUCCAGAUGGAGAACUACAUAGAUCUAGUAAUACCUCGUGGUUCUACCCGAAUGGUGAAGGAUAUUCAGAAACAAAGCAAAGGCAUUCCAGUUUUGGGCCAUAGUGAAGGGGUUUGUCACAUUUACAUUGAUGAAUACGCUGAAAGGGAAACUGCGUUAAAAAUGAUAAAAGAUUCGAAGUGCGACGAUCCUGCAGCUUCUAACGCCAUGGAAACAAUUUUACUCCAUCGAUCACAUUUAGAAAAUGGGUUCUUCAAUGAAAUUUGUACAAUGCUAAAGAAAGAAAACGUAACAGUCUAUUCAGGACCACGACUACAUAGCCAUUUAACAUUUUCACCACCUCUUGUGAAGUCAAUGAAAACAGAAUAUGGUUCGUUAGAAUGUGCAAUUGAAAUUGUCGAUAGCGUGGAUUCUGCAAUAAACCAUAUUAACAGCUUUGGAAGUGGACAUACGGAUGUUAUAGUAACUGAAGAAAUGAAUAAUGCUGAAAAAUUCUUGCAAGGAACAGAUAGUGCCGACGUUUUUCACAAUGCAAGUACAAGAUUUGCUGAUGGAUACCGCAUGGGCUUAGGAGCAGAAGUCGGCAUCUCUACCACACGAAUUCAUGCCCGUGGUCCUGUUGGAGUUGAAGGUCUUUUAACCACUAAAUGGAUUUUAUACGGUUCCGGAAAUACCGUUACUGACUUUAACUCGGGAAAAGAUAAAUAUUUACAUGAAGAACUCCCAUUAGAUUCUUGAGUUUAGAUGUAUUUGCACAUCCAUUUCAUAAAAAAAAGUUGUAAAUACUCUUGAGCAAUGCAUAAAUCAUUGAAAAAUUGAUGUUCAAUUUAAGAGAGUAAAAAAAAAGAAAAAAAAGGGGAAAAAAACCUAAUGGAAUGGUCAACAAUGAGAGAACAUGACAACAUGAACCCCAAUCAUUAACAAUACGGAAAAAUACCACAGCUUUAUAAAUUUUUACAUUAUACAGAGUGUCUAAAAAGGUCAUUGACAAACUUAAAGUGCCGGUCUGCCAUAUCAAAAUGAACAUGAUUUACAUUGGAACUUGUUUUCGAAAAUGCAACAGCUAGCGAGUUAUGCCCGCAGGUUGAUAGGAGAGUCAGAAAAGUAACCAUUUCAGGCGAUGACGUUGCAGGAGAAGGAUCCAUACUAUAAGAAACUGCUGUUAUGAAGUUUGCAUUGUUGCGAACGGGAGGAAUUUUAAAUAUUUUCUGUAAUUUAACGAUAUUGUUUAAUAAAAGUCAUACUGACACCUCUUUCAACAUCCUUUUUUUAUACCUCUCUACGCCUGCAAACAUUGCCAAUUAUCCAACAGCUGUCGCAGCUUGAAUUUUCGGACUCAAGUUUCCAUGUAAAUUUUGUUCAUCGUGAUAUGACCGACUGGCACGUACUUAGCUUGGCAAAGACCUUUGGAGACAGCCUGUAGUUAAAUUUCGCAUUUUUCCAUGGAAUCCUAUAAGCUCUUGAAUGUAGAUUCUUCACAAGUUCCGUAGUGGAACUAGGUUGUUUUAUAAUAAAUGGGCUCCCCAGAGCCUGCAUGCUUGA
Messenger RNA from Parasteatoda tepidariorum (common house spider), 2855 nucleotides. Its product is annotated as delta-1-pyrroline-5-carboxylate synthase. Gene Ontology annotation, cellular component: cytoplasm; mitochondrion. Gene Ontology annotation, molecular function: ATP binding; glutamate-5-semialdehyde dehydrogenase (NADP+) activity; glutamate 5-kinase activity. The record is from RefSeq and is a predicted model, not a curated record. Lineage: Eukaryota; Metazoa; Arthropoda; Arachnida; Araneae; Theridiidae.